This is a messenger RNA of Siniperca chuatsi (mandarin fish), 4289 nucleotides long. It is a transcript of the gene sgms1a, whose product is annotated as sphingomyelin synthase 1a. Gene Ontology annotation, biological process: sphingomyelin biosynthetic process; ceramide biosynthetic process. Bases 645 to 1862 code for a protein of 405 amino acids. Gene Ontology annotation, cellular component: Golgi membrane; endoplasmic reticulum membrane. Lineage: Eukaryota; Metazoa; Chordata; Actinopteri; Centrarchiformes; Sinipercidae. The transcript has 6 exons. The record is from RefSeq and is a predicted model, not a curated record. Gene Ontology annotation, molecular function: ceramide cholinephosphotransferase activity; protein binding; sphingomyelin synthase activity.
AGCUCCAAUGUGUAAAUAAGUUUCAUGGCGCAUUAUUUUGCUAAAUAAAAUCAAAGACAUGUGCUAUGAGACGUGCGGUUUUUUCGUGGUGUUUUUGUGUUUGGAAAUCGAGUGUGUUGCUGCGACCCAUCACACCGUAUUCCGCCUAGUGUCGUAUGGGCACUGAAGUACCAAGCAACAUUUCUGAUGGUACCUGAAGGCAGCACGGGUGACGGUAUGAAGGGAGCUCCCCGCUUCUCCAGUCUCAAACCGCCUACCGAUGAAAACACCGGACAGACUCACAGAGGGAUUCGUACCACAUUGCGGUGAUAAUAACCACUGACGUUACAAUUUGAAGAGACGUCCUUUAACAUUUUGACGGCAAGGGGUGCAGUGUGUUGCAAAGAGCUGAUGAGGUGAAGAAACCCAAAGGAGGUCACUGUGGUUCAUCUGCUAUCUAUUAGCCCUAAUCCUGAGUGACCCUGCUGCCUACUUUCUCCACCCAUCACUUCAAGAGGAGGCUGGGCUCCCUCUUGGUGCAAGAAACACCAUGUGCCAAAACUGGAGAGGACUUACCACUGCCCCAUAGACCGCCAAAUCUCUUGUGAACCCCUCCCCUCUAGUUUGAGGACCCUCCUAAUCCUCCACAUUGCCCAUUGGCCAAGAUGAAGAAGGUGGCAGCAUGGUCAGCAGAGGAUGUCUCUUACUGGCUGAGCAAAGAGGGGAUGCCAGAGUAUGUAGAUGCCCUCCGUCAGACGGACGGCUCUGCUCUGCUCAGGCUCACCGAGGCAGAUUUCCAGAUGCCCCCCCUCUCGCUGGUGUCGUCUGAUGGUGGGCAGCAGCUGUUGGAGCGACUGGAGACGCUGCGGAUAGAGACUCAUAUCGAGGCUCACAAAAAUGGUCAUGCAAACGGGCAUGCUGGUGGGCUACCUAACGGAACUAGCAAGCUUCAGAGGAAUGGCACAUUGGGGAUGAAGGAGAUGGUCCUCAUCCCCAUCCCUACAAUAGAAGCCAAGCACUCUUCGUUCCCUGCUGAGUGGGGGAAGACGGGCAUAGCGUUCAUCUAUGCGGUGGUGUGCUUUGUUACCACCACUGUCGUCAUUUCAGUGGUCCAUGAGAGAGUACCACCAAAGGAGCAUACCCCACCGCUGCCUGAUAAGUUCUUCGACCUGUUUGACAGGGUGGAGUGGGCCUUCUCCAUCUGUGAGAUUAACGGCAUGCUGCUGGUGGGACUCUGGCUCAUACAGUGGAUUCUACUCAAGUACAGGUCAAUUAUAGGCAGGCGGUUCUUUUUCAUUGUAGGCACACUCUAUCUGUACCGGUGUAUUACAAUGUACAUCACCACUCUGCCUGUUCCUGGGAUGCACUUUAAAUGCUCUCCAAAGCUUCUCGGGAACUGGGAGGCACAAAUGAGGAGAAUAAUGAAGAUGAUUGCUGGCGGGGGCCUGUCCAUCACAGGUUCCCACACCAUGUGUGGAGAUUACCUGUAUAGUGGCCACACCGUCAUGUUAACGCUAACAUACCUCUUCAUCAAGGAGUAUUCCCCCAAGCGGUUCUGGUGGUACCAGUGGUUUUGCUGGACCUUGAGUGCUGUGGGGAUUUUCUGCAUCCUUCUGGCCCAUGACCACUACACUGUGGAUGUGGUGGUAGCAUACUUUAUCACUACACGCCUCUUUUGGUGGUACCACACUAUGGCCAACCAGCAGUCGCUGAAGGAGACGUCACUGAGUAACCCGUUCUCGCGGGUGUGGUGGUACAGACUGUUCCAAUACUUUGAAGUGAACGUCAACGGCACGGUUCCUCAGAACUAUCAGCUGCCGUUGUCAUGGCGAGCGUUGCAGUGGAACCGCGGCGUGAAGUACAGCAGACUGGACACCCAGUGACCCUUAUCAUGUCAAAGCAGGCGAGGACUAUGACUUCCAUAAGUGCUGUUUUUACCAAUGGAAGAUGCCACUGUUAAAUGUAGCGCUGUCCUUUCACCUCUUGUAACAGACACAUCCCUGUCCAAAUGGGUAGCACUGUGCCCCACCUAGUAUUUUUGUUUUCUAACAUUAUUUUUGUUUUCUCUCCCCCUCUUUCUCUUCUGGUAGUAUUUGUCAACACAGAGCACUAAUUUAUAUUUGUUUUGUGUCUUUUCCUCUCCGUGGGCCACAUGACAGUUGCUGCUUUUGUACCACAUCUAUGAAGCAUUUCGACAAACUUCUGAAACUCAACGGUUUUUGGCCAUAAUGACUCAAAUACUUCUUUUUCCCCUGUCUGCACAGAUCCAUAGUUAAUGUCUUCAUGUUCUUACAAGAUUUUUAGUGCAAAUGGUGUCAAUUAAAUGCAUAUUUGAUAACCAAAAUGCCAUAAGCAUUUUUUUCCUUUUUUUUUUAUAGCAAAUUACUUUUUGUAAACUGUCCUUGCUAAAAUGAGUCAAAGGUGCAAAAAAUAAUUUUUUUAAGUAUGUCAAACUUUAUUUUUCAAAAACAAAUGAUGUCCAAGAAAAGAUUUUUAGAUUUUUACCUUUUUCAAGAUGGAUAACUGAGAGCAUAAGAAUCUAAUGUGGUAUAACAUUAUUCCAGUGCCUUUCUUAGCUUGAUUGUAAAACAGUUAAAGUACUAUGUGUCUUGUGUCUCUCUGCCGUAGGUGUGACCGUACCGUGGUACGAGGUGGUACUUAGUUAAGUCUCGUCAAUCCCAUGAAUGUAAAAACAACUACGCCAGCCUUACCAGAAAAUUGGUUUUCCCUAAAUUUAAGUGCAGUGAGUGAAAUGUCCCGUUUAUUUAUUGAUGCUUUAUGAUGCCAGUUUGUUUAGUUGGUUAAUGCUGUUCUAACAGAAAAAAUGACUGUUAAUUGUAUUUUUUAUUUUUUUUUAUGUCUGUAACAUUUCAUUUUUACCAUUCAGUCUUUAACCAACACCAGCCAUGUUCAAACCCUGAUCAUUGAUGCUCAGUCACCUAUGGACACCACCACGUCUGCUAGUGUUACUUUCCACAAUGUUAUCUGCUAAACAUCACUGCCUGAUUGGAAAGUGGAUAAAAAAUGUCUCCGAGGUGCAGAGUUAAGUUAUUCUGGGCCUCACUCUUGUGCAUCAUUACUGCAUCUGUUUGCUCAGGAGAUUAUGAGCCCCUCUCUUGUUCCCACAUUGAGUCCCAUUUUGAAAUCAGAAUUAUCCUCAUUACUGUCUUGUCUUGUAACAUUUUUGGUGAUGAGGUCUAGAAGAAAAUGUACAAUGUGAUGUUUCUGAGUUUAGGGAAUGUCAAAGAAGCUUCAGGCAAAGUUUCUGAGCAUGUCUGUAAUGACUCUGUACGAGCUUUGUCUGUUUGUUUUUUGUUUUUUUUGUACUAAAUCAAGCUGCUACCUUACAGUUAGAUGACAGUGUAUCUUCUACAUUGCCUCCUUAAGUGCAACACCACAACAAUCUGAUUUCUAGAAGAAGCAAACACUCACCAUGGAACUUGUUUGUGGGGAACAAGCUGAACAAGAUGAUGCACAGAGUUGGUGAUAUAUUUGGCCAUAUGUGUGCAAACAGGAUAACAGAUUUCCAUGAAUGUGAAAGUGUGUCCUUAUUGAUGAUCUAAUGUACGUGUCGACUUGUUUUGCUUUUCUUUGUGUAACUGACUGAACUGUAAAGAGUAAGUAUUGCAAGUUCAUCUACAGGGAAAGAUUUAACUCAUGUAAAACUUUAAUUUAAAGUUAAAGUGAUUAGCUAUGAUGAAGAAAAACUCCGCUAAGCUUUAGAUUAUACAAAUUCCAAAAUAAUAAUAAUAAUAAUAAUAAUAAUAAUAAUAAUGAUAAUGAUGUGAUUAAUUUCUUUAAAUGUUGUCAAAAGGAGGAGGUGAGAAAAUAACAUUAUUUUCAAUGUGAGCUUAUGAAGCUUUAUACCUUUCAAUGCCAAACAUGAGUCUUAAUGUUUGAGACAAAUUACAGUACAGGCCUCCUUCCUGUAGCACUGUCCAAUCAUUUCACUUUUACAGAGAAUAGUUUCUCAGUUUUUAAGAGCACAGCAGCUUCCUCACAUACGGCCAUAUUUUGAUUUGAGACAGUGUUUGAAGUAAUGGUCUGAACACAGCUCUCUAAUAAAGUUUGAGGGUUUUGAUAAGGAUGAAGGUUGGAUUUAAUGUUUGUCCUCUAGUUUGCCAAUCAAAUAGGAUUUUUUUUAUUUUUUAGUGUCUAAGAAAUGAAAGUUGUUUAUCCCGUAUGUUUCUCUGUAAACUUCUCACCCACUCCCUUUUUUUUUUUUUUUUGUGCGUAUACCAGAUGUUUGUAAGAUAUGAUAAAGAAGUCUACUUGGGACGCUUUUGAAUAAAACAUUUUACUAUAAUGUA